GGCGGGGCUGUGCGCGGUGCAUGCCGGGAGGGAGGUCGCAGUACGGACACAGCACAGGAGGGUGACGGGUGGUGAGGCCUCUGUACCGCCGCCGGGAUGGAUGUUUUUUUGAUGAUCCGUCAUGGCAAGACCACAAUCUUCACCGACGCCAAGGAGAACACCACAGUGUAUGAGCUGAAGAGGAUUGUGGAAGGAAUCUUAAAGCGAGCUCCUGAAGACCAGAGAUUGUACAAGGACGACCAGCUCCUAGAUGAUAAUAAAAGCCUGGGCGACUGUGGCUUCACCAGUCAGACCGCGCGCCCCCAGGCUCCAGCCACAGUGGGAUUAGCUUUCCGCUGCUCGGGUGACUCCUUCGAGCCUCUCCGAAUAGAGCCCUUCUCCAGCCCGCCCGAGCUCCCCGAUGUCAUGAAACCACAGGAGACGAGUGGCAGCGCUAAUGAACAGGCCGUGCAGUGAAUUAUGGGAGCUCUGUGCUAGCCCCUCCCAUCUUCCAUGUAUCCCCCGCCCUGUCGGAUGAGACCACACUUUCUGCUUAGCAAUGUUUGGGGUUCCCUCCGACCAGCCAAGGGGUUCAAACAUCUUCCCCUUCCCCCUUCCUAUCCACCCCCAUGCUUCUCCUCUAGUCCCCCCUCCCCCUCAUUCACCGUGACCCCACCCUCCCGAAAGGCUUCUCUCCCUUCCAUGUCACGUUCCUGGCUGCGCACACUCUCUAUUGUGUUUUUGGGGUUCGGGUUGGUCUUGUAUUGGUUUUGUUUUAUUUUAUUUUUUAAACACAAUAAAUUUUGUUUGCCUGUC
Rana temporaria (common frog) is the source of this 795-nucleotide messenger RNA. RefSeq names its product elongin B (gene ELOB). Gene Ontology annotation, biological process: transcription elongation by RNA polymerase II. Lineage: Eukaryota; Metazoa; Chordata; Amphibia; Anura; Ranidae. The coding region runs from base 97 to 456 and encodes 119 amino acids. The transcript is spliced from 4 exons. Gene Ontology annotation, molecular function: protein binding. The record is from RefSeq and is a predicted model, not a curated record. Gene Ontology annotation, cellular component: VCB complex; elongin complex.